AUGAGUGGCACGUUGGCGAGCCGCGCAUUGACGAGUCGCCAAGCCGAAGAACUACACAAGUCCAUAAUAGCAUACCUCGAAGCAAAUGAACUGAAAUCAACCGCCGGCGUACUGAGAACCGAGUUGAGCCUCGACGAAGAUGCCUUCGAUGCACCCGCAGCGAAAAAAUAUGAGGCGCUCCUGGAGAAGAAAUGGACAAGCGUUGUUCGGUUACAAAAGAAGGUAAUGAGCCUCGAGUCUCAAAACGGGACACUGCAAUCCGAAGUCGAUAACGCAACUCCUACCUCCCUCUCCCGGCACCAGGAUCCUAUUUCUUGGCUUCCCAAACCCACACCUCGACAUACUCUUGAAUCGCAUCGGGAUGUUAUACACUGCGCUGCUUUCCAUCCGAUAUACACUUCCGUCGCGACCGGGUCUGAGGAUAAUACGAUCAAAAUAUGGGACUGGGAACUUGGCGAGCUGGAACGGACCAUCAAAGCGCAUACUAGACCGGUGCUCGAUAUGGAUUAUGGCGGUCCCAGAGGUGGUACCCUCCUGGCAUCCUGCAGCUCCGACCUGACGAUCAAGCUAUGGGACCCAGCAAACGAUUAUCAGAAUAUCCGAACUUUGGCAGGCCACGACCAUAUCGUCAGCGCUGUCCGCUUUGUGGGUUCUGGAGCCGGGAAUUUGCUUGUCAGUGCAAGUGGAGACAAAACCAUCAAGAUUUGGAACGUUAAUACGGGUUUUUGCGUGACGACACUACGUGGCCACGCGGGCUGGGUGCGAGACGUUUGCUCUUCGCUCGAUGGACUCUUUCUACUGUCUGCCAGUAAUGAUCAUACUGUUAGGUUGUGGGAUAUGUCUGGGCCAACUCCAGAAAACAAGCUAACAAUGAUCGGCCACGAAAACGUUACGAAAUGUUGCGCUUUUGCACCAUCCACUUCGUAUCCAUUUUUGGCAUCUCUGGCCGGAUACUCGAAACCGCCACCAUCAAACAGCACGGCAGAGUUUAUGGCGACAGGUUCCCGAGAUAAGACCAUCAAGCUAUGGGACGCUCGAGGGACCUGUAUCAAGACCCUGGUUGGUCAUGAUAAUUGGGUGAACGCUCUUGUUUUCCACCCCGGCGGCAAGUAUCUGCUUUCAGUGGCAGAUGACAAGACGUUACGAUGUUGGGAUCUGAGCCAGGAGGGGAAGUGCGUCCGGGUACUGGAAGGUGUACAUGAUCAUUUCGUCACCUGUUUGAGGUGGGCGCCGACGAUUGUUAAGGAUGAGGUCAAUGGUGGAGCGGUGUCGGGGCAGGACAAUGGAACGCCGAAGAAGGGCGGCCAAGCUACCUCUGAUGUACAGAUUCGCUGUGUCAUCGCCACUGGAAGUGUGGACAUGAAGUUGAGGAUAUUUGCCAACUAA
Messenger RNA from Ilyonectria robusta, 1386 nucleotides. RefSeq names its product nuclear distribution protein pac1-1. The coding region runs from base 1 to 1386 and encodes 461 amino acids. Lineage: Eukaryota; Fungi; Ascomycota; Sordariomycetes; Hypocreales; Nectriaceae. The record is from RefSeq and is a predicted model, not a curated record. The transcript is spliced from 3 exons. Gene Ontology annotation, molecular function: protein binding.